AUGCAGCUUAGCCUUUCUAAAUAUCAAGAAGAAAACAGGAUCGUGAAUGCUGUGAUGGCCUCUGAGAGGGAAGAUUUUGGUCUUUCAGGGCCCUUACACCUAAAUAGUAUAGAUUGGACCAAUGCACAUCAUCGAAGGUCUGUAGCAGCUAGUUUGGUUGAGGGUGUCUAUAUUUUGGAGCGAGACCGCCAGGAAAAACGUCAAGAAUCUCAAGCUCUGGCUCCUCCUUGGUGGGAGUUCUUCCAUUUUAAGUUGAUUCGUCAGCUUGUUGAUGAUGCUGAUUUUUGCAUCUUUGGUGUCAUUUACGAGUAUAAGCCUCCAUCAUCUCAUUGUCAUGACUCAAUUGAUCGAAGCCCCCGCUAUGUGAUUGCCUUCCGAGGUACCAUAACUAAACCAGACUCCUUCUCAAGAGACUUUGAGUUGGAUAUCCACAUAAUACGAAAUGGUCUCCAUCAGACUUCUCGCUUUGAGAUUGCCAUGCAAGCUGUUCGAAACAUGGUUGCUGCUGUGGGUGAUUCAAACGUCUGGUUAGCUGGCCAUUCCCUUGGGGCAGCAAUGGCAAUGCUGGCUGGAAAGACUAUGGCUAAGACAGGCAUUUUUCUGGAAGCUUUCCUCUUCAAUCCACCGUUCUUAUCUGCCCCAAUUGAGAGAAUUAAAGAUAAAAAAGUGAAACAUGGACUUCGAUUUGCUGGCAGUGUCAUCACAGCUGGACUUGCUCUUGCCACAAAGGGUAACAGUCUAAGGAGUAGGUCCGAAGAUCCAUUUGCUGCUUUGUCUGCAUGGACCCCAUGUUUAUUUGUGAAUCCUGCUGACCACUUAUGCUCUGAAUACAUUGGUUAUUUUGAGCAUAGGAAAAAGAUGGAAGAGAUUGGAGCCGGGGCUAUCGAGAGGUUAGCCACCCAGCAUUCAUUAGGAGCUCUAUUUAUGAGUGUCGUGGGACAGGGUGCAGAAGCUGCAGAACCACUGCAUCUUCUUCCUUCAGCAAAUUUGACAGUGAAUCUAACUCCUGCACAAGAUUUCAAGCAAGCCCAUGGGAUUCACCAGUGGUGGAGACCUGAACCACACUUGAAGUGCAAUCUUUACAAGUAUAAAUAGUUUGUGCUUGUCCUGAUUUAUGUUGU
Theobroma umbraticum is the source of this 1121-nucleotide messenger RNA. Its product is annotated as alpha/beta-Hydrolases superfamily protein. The record is from RefSeq and is a predicted model, not a curated record. Gene Ontology annotation, biological process: lipid metabolic process. Lineage: Eukaryota; Viridiplantae; Streptophyta; Magnoliopsida; Malvales; Malvaceae.